AUGCCUUAUAUCUUCCAAUCGCCUUCGUCUUCUGCCGUGCAGAACAUCUCCGCACGAGGCACCGCUGAUGUGACGUCGUCCACGCGAAUCUCACUUCGGAACAAGAAAGCCAAUAGGCUGUUGGUUGAUUGUCAAAACCUCCAAAGCCCCUACUCGACUGCCCCGAUAUCCCGUAUCCCGGUCGAACUGUUGUGUGAUAUCUUUAACCUCUAUACCAACGAUUCACAAACAGCGCCCGCGCGCAGGCCCACGUUCCUACAAGGCAGUCCGGAAUCCCCUGAACCUUGGACAAGUUUGCUCCCACUGGCGAAACAUCGCAAUCAACCUCCCCACGCUAUGGUCAACCAUGUCCAUUUCCAACCCACCAAUGCGCAUGCGUAUCUCGUCAAUCUGUGGCUCGAGCGGGCUGCUGACCAACCGUUGGACAUAACGCUCACCCACCUCGACAACCUACCGCCUGCGUGGGCCAUCCUCACCUCCCUCAUUCUGGAAGAAGGCACGCAUUGUCCUUCCAUUCGACCUACUCCCCCAUUUUGCGAAAGCCCUCCGACAGUCUCGCCGAUGCAAUACGCUCGAGUCAGUCCAGUUUUAUGA
Messenger RNA from Cyclocybe aegerita, 594 nucleotides. NCBI's taxonomy places the organism in Eukaryota, Fungi, Basidiomycota, Agaricomycetes, Agaricales, Hemipholiotaceae. The record is from the annotation of a GenBank genome assembly.